Messenger RNA from Pipistrellus kuhlii (Kuhl's pipistrelle), 1531 nucleotides. It is a transcript of the gene CCN6, whose product is annotated as cellular communication network factor 6. The transcript has 5 exons. Gene Ontology annotation, biological process: cell adhesion; signal transduction. The record is from RefSeq and is a predicted model, not a curated record. Gene Ontology annotation, cellular component: extracellular matrix; extracellular region. NCBI's taxonomy places the organism in Eukaryota, Metazoa, Chordata, Mammalia, Chiroptera, Vespertilionidae. The coding region runs from base 410 to 1468 and encodes 352 amino acids. Gene Ontology annotation, molecular function: heparin binding; integrin binding.
ACAAUAAGGCAGCCUGGGGAGGGCCUGGGGCAGGGCGAACGCAGACUCCAGAGGCCGAGGGUAAGGAAGGUGAGUACAUCAUCUAACCUCACCGUUUGGCCACAGGCGGACUCUGCUCUUUAGGGACAGGUAGAACCUUUACUCAGAGAAAAGUCACCUUUUGGCACCGGGAGGAAAGUGCUCUCACCCUCAUGACACCCCCAACAGAGGUAAAUAUGAGAGGAGUCUCGUGAAAGGAAACAGCAUUAAAACAGAUCCCUGAAAGCGAAAGCAGAGCCUGGGAGCACGAGCUCGGAGUCUGUGGCCUGGGAGGUGGAGGCGAGCGAGCUCUGCAGAGGAGACAGGGGGAGCUUUGUGCCCCGGCCGGCCAGGCGCCCGGCCUCCUAUCUGUGCUGUGCGUCCUGGGAACAUGCAGGGACUCCUCCUGGCCACCUUCCUCCUGUCAGCCCCGGCACAGUUCUGCUGCAGGGCACAGGGCCCCGGGCCAUUAGAGGUGACUCGUGAAGGAAGGCCUGGCGAAACAGAAGUGCAGCAUCGGAAACAGGUCUGUCACUGGCCCUGCAGAUGUCCUCAGAAGGCCAGCUGCCCCCCUGGAGUGAGCCUAGUGAGGGAUGGCUGUGGAUGCUGUAAGAUCUGUGCCAAGCAACCAGGGGACGUCUGCAAUGAAGCCGAGCUCUGCGAUCCGCACAAAGGAUUGUACUGUGACUACUCAGCAGACAGGCCGAGGUACGAGACCGGAGUGUGCGCAUACCUUGUGGCUGUGGGAUGCGAGUUCAACAGGGUACAUUAUCCUAAUGGCCAAGUGUUUCAGCCCAGCCCCCUGUUUAGCUGCCUCUGUGUGAGUGGGGCCAUUGGAUGCACCCCUUUGUUCAUCCCAAAGCUGGCUAACAGUCACUGCUCUGGGGCGAAAGGUGGAAAGAAGUCUGAUCAACCAAACUGUGGCCUGGGACCAUUACAGCAGCAGCUCUCAACAGCCUACAAAACAAUGCCAGCUUAUAGGAAUCUCCCACUUAUUUGGAAAAGAAAAUGUCUUAUUCAAGCUACAAAGUGGACGCCUUGCUCCAGAACAUGCGGGAUGGGAAUUUCUAACAGGGUAACCAAUGAAAAUAACAAGUGCCAACUCAGAACAGAGAGAAGACUGUGCUAUAUUCAGCCUUGUGACAGUAAUAUAUUAAAGACAGUAAAGAUCCCCAAAGGAAAAACAUGCCAACCUACUUUCCAACUCUUCAAAGCUGAAAAAUUCAUCCUCUCUGGAUGUUCAAGCACCCAGAGUUAUAAACCCACUUUCUGUGGAAUAUGCAUGGAUAAGAGAUGCUGUGUUCCUAAUAAGUCUAAGAUGAUUACCAUUCAAUUUGAUUGCCCAAAUGAAGGGUCAUUUAAAUGGAAGAUGCUGUGGAUCACAUCUUGUGUAUGUCAGAGAAACUGCAGAGAUUCGGGAGAUGUAUUUUCUGAGCUCAAGAUUCUCUAACGGCCAAGCACAUGGGGGAAAAACUCAAGGUUAGUCAAUCAUGUCAUUACAUCAAAACAUUAG